CAUUUAUACCAAUGUUCAAAUUGAUUGCAUCUCAUUACAAGUCGGUGUAUGUACUACGUAGUAAUAAAGACGCAAAAGUUGUUCACUGCAUCCAUUAUCGAUAUAGUUACAUCAUACGAAAUACGUAGUAAUAGUUAUCUUCCGUUGGACAUUUCCUUAUCUUUGUAUGGAAUUUCUCAUGAAUCAUAGAAAGAUAUCAACUCCACCACCCCCUUCUUAUGGUGAAUCUUUGUCUUCAUCUGUCCCGAAUCAUUUUUCAUUUCCUUAAAAAAAAAUUGUGAUCAUUAUCAUGUCGAUUUCCUCAAGUUCAAUUUCAUACUUCUUCUUUCUUAAAAACCUUGUCAAGGUUGAAAGGGAAGAAUAAAAAGGAACAGAAGAGUAAGGCUCCGCACAUUCAUAAGAGUAUCAUGAUGGGAUGUCAUGCAGUUUAAAAUCAGUAACCUACUCAUAAUCAUGCAAGUUAUAUGUUAUUAUAGACGGCGUUAGGACAAAAGCAUGGAAGGGCACCCCACUCUCUCCAGUCUCCCGCUAUAUAUAUUAAUUAUUUAUGAUCGGACAUCAAUUGCGACACUCCACCUAAAGACUUGAAAGGCAUUUUAGCCGUAGUUAGGGUCCUAAACAAGCAAUGAAGCUUUCGGGGGUGAUAGUGCUGGUUAUGGUGGUAGUGGUCAUGGCCAAUUUGGUGCAAGAAAGCAAAGGUAAUUCUUGCGGGGCUACAUUCUUCUCAGCGCUUGUUCAGCUCAUACCGUGCAGGGCUGCAGUUGCUCCUUAUAGUCCCGUUCCACCAGGCGAGGCUUGCUGCGCAGCCAUCAAGGCACUUGGUCAGCCUUGCUUGUGUGUGCUUGUGAACGGCCCGCCAAUCUCCGGUGUUGAUCGGAACAUGGCAAUGCAGCUUCCUGACAAAUGCACUGCAAAUUUUGAGCCAUGCGAACUCAUGUAGAUGAGAAAAGUAGAGGACUUGAAAUAAAUGCGUGGAGGGCUUUGUUGACCAUCUCUGGAAUAGGAUUGCUGGAGCACAGCUGUUUUCUUUCAGUAGUUUUUAUAGCAGAUAUUGUCACUGAUAUUAUAAUGCUUAUUACGCACUAAUCAUAUUUGUUAGU
Messenger RNA from Cuscuta europaea, 1100 nucleotides. The record is from the annotation of a GenBank genome assembly. NCBI's taxonomy places the organism in Eukaryota, Viridiplantae, Streptophyta, Magnoliopsida, Solanales, Convolvulaceae.